Molecule: messenger RNA, 1299 nt
Organism: Jatropha curcas
Lineage: Eukaryota; Viridiplantae; Streptophyta; Magnoliopsida; Malpighiales; Euphorbiaceae
Product: Protein prenylyltransferase superfamily protein
Molecular function (GO): protein binding
Source: RefSeq, a predicted model, not a curated record
UAACCCAAAGCCGAAAACGAGUGUUCCAAGGUCAGUUCGCACUCUUUUUAACUCUUUCCGUCCUCUCGUUAACGGUACAAGUAUAUAACAGAUCCGCCGGCCAGAGCCGGAGAUCGAGAGCAUAGAAAGAUAGUCAGAUACGCCUACUAUCCACAGAGAGAGAGGGACUAAUACUAUGGUGACUAAAACAGAGGAGACACAAUUGAAUAGGCUAGAAAGUCAAGUAGAGCAUGGAGGUGGAGGAGCAUGGGAGUAUCUCUGCUUGGUCAGGAAACUCAAGGUUAGAAGAUCAGAUAAGGUCUUGAAACAUGGUUUGUUGAUCUUGAAUGAGCCGAAGAAAAGAUCUAGUCUUGGCCCUGAAGAAUGGACUCUGUACGAACAGGUGGCAAUUGCAGCCAUGGACUGCCAGUGUCUUGAUGUUGCGAAGGAUUGCAUUAAUGUGUUGCAGAAGAGAUUUCCAGAGAGCAAAAGAGCUGGCAGGCUGGAGGGGAUGUUACUUGAAGCAAAGGGAUCUUGGGCAGAGGCUGAAAAGGCUUACUCCAGUCUGCUAGAAGAUAAUCCACUGGAUCAGGUAAUACUUAAGCGGAGGGUAGCUGUGGCAAAGGCACAAGGCAACAUAUCAGGAGCUAUUGAAUUGCUCAACAAAUAUCUUGAAAUAUUUAUGGCAGAUUCUGAUGCCUGGAGAGAACUUGCUGAGAUAUAUGUAUCUCUACAGAUGUACAAGCAAGCAGCAUUCUGCUAUGAGGAGUUGAUACUAUCUCAGCCUACUGUUCCUGUAUAUCAUUUAGCCUAUGCUGAUGUGCUUUACACUCUUGGUGGAUUAGAAAACCUACAGGCAGCUAAGAAAUAUUAUGCAUCUACAAUAGAGUUGACUGGGGGCAAGAACACCAGAGCACUUUUGGGAAUUUGUUUGUGUACUUCCGCCAUUGCACAGCUUACGAAGGGGCGAAACAAGGAAGACAAAGAUAGCCCAGAGCUACAGUCUCUUGCAACAGCAACUUUGGAGAAAGACUACAAGCAAAGGGCUUCUAGCAAGCUUUCUGUGCUCACUUCAGCACUAAAAAGCUUGAAAGUUUCAUCAUAACUUCUUUAUCAUUGAGUGAUGCUUUCUAUGGUUGAUAAGCUAGAAUGCUACAAAUGUUUCAAGUUCUUGUUUUUCUUUUCAUUGAAGUCCUUAACAUUAGGACAUGAUGUAUUAUUUUAGAAUCCUCCAUUGAGCAAACUACUAAUAUCGUGAGAUGAAUUUUUUUUUUCUUUGCUAUCGAAAUAAUAGUGUAACAGAUUUUCCUUUUUUUAUUA